GCGAAGUUGGCUCAGUCAGUCCUGUCUGGUGGAAUUGGAAUUAGGCUGAUACAUAAGAUUGGACUCCGAUAUACGAGCUGGAAGCAGUAAACAGCCAGCACACUUCGCUGCCAACCCAAGAUGGCAGAGAUUCAAGCCAAGCUGCAGUCCCUGUCUGAAGAGUAUCAAAAGCUCCAGCAGGACCUUCAAAACACAGUGGCUUCGCGCCAAAAGCUAGAAGGCCAGAGACAGGAGAACCUUGGUGUGCAAAAGGAAUUCGAAAAUAUUGGCGAGGAUGAGGUCGUCUACAAGCUUGUAGGGCCCGUCUUGCUCAAGCAGGAGACUUUUGAGGCAGAGAGCACCGUCAAGGGCCGCCUGGAUUUUAUUGGAGGCGAAAUUACAAGAUUAGAAGGUCAGAUUAAGGAGACACAGGAGAAUAUCGAGAAGAAGAAGACUGAGAUUAUUCAGCUCCAAGCCGGAGCCCAAGCGGCCAGUGGAGGAAAAUAGACAAUAAUAGAUGAAUUAAAUCAAAGGCUAAUAUCAAUGCAUCUAUUUAAAAGGCG
Trichoderma asperellum CBS 433.97 is the source of this 542-nucleotide messenger RNA. RefSeq lists its product as uncharacterized. The record is from RefSeq and is a predicted model, not a curated record. Gene Ontology annotation, cellular component: prefoldin complex; cytoplasm. Gene Ontology annotation, molecular function: protein-folding chaperone binding. Gene Ontology annotation, biological process: protein folding; chaperone-mediated protein complex assembly. NCBI's taxonomy places the organism in Eukaryota, Fungi, Ascomycota, Sordariomycetes, Hypocreales, Hypocreaceae.